AUCAUAAAAUUUUUAAUGGAUCUUGCAAUAAGUAACAAAAUAUUGAGCAAGAUGCUUUCCAUCAUUUUCAUUGGUUUGUUGUUGAUGCUUGGCACAGUUGAAGCUGCCACCAGUGAUUUGCCUCAACAAAUAAAAGUAAAGGAAAAUCAAAACCCUGGCACUCUUGUUGCAACUGUUGAAGUGACUGGAAGCAAUUUCCCUAAAUUAACUUUAGUGGGAGAUAUACUGAACUAUUUAAAAGUAGUAGAUAAUCUUUCUUGUACUAAUACUGCAUCAUGUAACAAGUUUGAUUUGGUUACCAUAAAAGAAAUUGACAGAGAAAAAGUUCCGAUCUCAUAUAUUACAUUUAUUCCUAAGUUCACGGAUGGCUCAGAAGGUAAUAUAUGUAACUUUAUAAUUAUUGAUGAGAAUGACAAUCAUCCAGUUUUCGGGAGUCAACGAUAUAAAGCAACAAUACCAGAGGAUUUUCCAGUAAACAAUACAAUACCAAAUUUGCAGAUAACAGCUACUGAUGCUGAUGAAUUUCCCACUCUAAAAUAUUCUUUGAUACCUGCUGAUCAGAAUUCAAAAGGAAUUGAACACUACAUGAAAAUUGUAGAUAAGUUGAAAGGUGUCAUCACAGUAGUAAAAGAACUGGACUAUGAAACAAGAAACUUUUUUGAGUACAUAGUACAAGUAUUUGAUGGAAAGUUUACAUCAAAUGCUUCUGUAUGGAUCCAAGUUGAGGAUGUUCAAGACAAGCCACCAGCAUUUAUACAUUCCUGUUCUGUUGAGAAAAUCAAGGAAAAUUCAAACAAGGGAACUCUCAUCACUAAAGUGACAGCUGAAAGCCGAGACAGAGGCAUACCGAAUGAUAUUGGUUAUGAAAUUAUUAAUGAUUCUUGUUCAGCCUUUUCUAUUUCCAAUAACAGUGGUGAAAUCAGAAUUGAAUCUGAUAAUCUUGACCGAGAAGAUCCUGUAAUUGAUAAACUGAAUGGCGUCUGUACUGUUGAAAUAAAGGCUUAUGAAAUAAAAAAUAACCAAAAAGGUGAUAGUGUCACGAAAAACAUCACAAUAUUUGUAGAAGAUGUGAAUGACAAUGAUCCCUUGUUCAAUAAAAAAUCUUUUACUGCAAAGGUCAAUGAAAAUACUACAAAGGAUAAUCCAGUAACAAUAAAUGAGAUUAUAACUGUAAAAGACGAGGAUACGGUGGAGUACAGUAAAUUCAGUCUUAGCUUGAAAACUUUGGAUGGUAAACCAUUCACUGCUCUUAAAGUUAUUCCAGUAGAAUCAGUAAUAGAAACAACUAUAGCUCUGAGUGUUAAUAAUCCUGAUGAACUUGAUUAUGAAAAGGAAAAACAAAUGACAUUUAAGAUUGUUGCUGAAGAUAAAGCUUCAUCUAAAGCCAGUGAAGCUAAUGUUACUCUAGAAAUAUUGCCUGUGGAUGAAUUUCUUCCCCAAUUUUCUCAGCAAAAAUAUCAAGUAAAUGUCUCUGAAGAUAAAACUGUUGGUAAUCUGAUCACCAUAACUGCUACUGAUGAUGAUUCAGGCAAAGAUGGAGAAGUGACAUAUGCAAUAUUUGGAGACAAUAGUUUCACUAUAGACAGCAAAAGCGGUACUAUAUCAGUCUCAAAGAAGCUGGAUUAUGAAAAAGUAACUUUUUAUAGUUUACUUGUUGAAGCCACUGAUGGAGGUAAUCGAAAAGCGACUGUUGAUUUAGAUGUUUUUGUGAAGGGCAUUAAUGAUAAUGCCCCUAUAUUCAGACCAAAAUUCUAUACUGGACUUCUGAAAGAGGGCAAAACCAGUUUUGAGUAUGAAAUCACUGUUCAAGCAACUGAUGCUGAUAAAGAGAAUUCAGGUAAUUCUCAAGUAAAAUAUUCAAUAGUAAAUGCUAGUCAAAGCCUUUCAAACAGUUUUUCCAUAAAUGCACAAAAUGGAAUUAUUACUCCAUCAAAUAUAGAUUAUGAAAGCCUGACUGAUAAUGUCAUCCAGUUAGUAGUCAAAGCUGAAGAUAAUGGUAAACCAGUCAAGGAAGAUACUGCCAUUGUUAAUAUCACUGUAUUGGAUGUAAAUGACAAUGGGCCUCAGUUCCAAGAAAGUUUUUACAAUAUAUCAAUAAAGGAAGAUUUAACUGAAGAUAGUUGGCUUUUAAACAUUACUGCAAAAGAUAAUGAUAAGACAAGUCCAUUCAAUCGGGUGAACUUCCGUCUAAAAACACAAACCAGUGUCUUUCGCAUAAAUUCAGAGGAUGGAAGUAUUUUUCUCAGCAGUAAAUUAAACCAUGAAGAUAAAUCCUUUUACAAUCUCACCGUUCUUGCCACUGACGGAGGAACUCCAUCUAAAACAGCCACUACUGAAGUAAAUGUCAUUGUAGAAGACGUUAAUGAUGAAACACCAGAACUGAUACUGGGUAAAACAAAUAUAGAACUUUAUGAAAACAUAACCGUUAAUUCUUAUAUUACUUCAAUAAAAGCUACAGACAAGGACUUGAAUAGUAAGCUGAUUUUCAAUAUUUCACAAGAGACAAUUGAAAUAAAUGGAAAAGGAAGAGAAGUCAAUAAAAAUACUAUCGUGCCAUAUUUUGAGAUUGAUCACAAUACGGGAAAUAUUACUCUAAAGGAAAAACUAGACAGAGAAACAUUUGAGCGUAUCAUACUAAAAGUUGAAGUAUCAGAUCAGAAUACUGUUGUGGGAGUUGGAACAGCAACAGGAUUUUUGACAAUUACAAUCAAGGAUAUAAAUGAUUGUUACCCAGUUUUUAGAGAAAAUUUUACAUUACUAAAUUUGGUUGAAAACUAUCCUGUCGGAAGCAUUAUUGCAACACUUACAGCCACUGAUGAUGACAAAAAUGACUUUGUAACAUAUAAAAUUCUCGACAGUUCUAACAAGUUUGGCAUUAACGAUAAAACUGGUGAAAUUUCAUUAAAAACAGAGCUGGAUCGUGAAGAAAAUCCAAACAUCACAUUUAAUGUAGUGGCCAGUGAUUCCUUGUUACCAACAUUAUCUUCCACGGCAACAGUUUUUGUUGUUGUUGAAGAUUUUAAUGAUAAUGCCCCAGAAUUUCAGAACCUUGUAUCUAUAUUACCUGUACCAGAAGACACUUCUGUAAAUACCACAAUUACUACAAUAACAACUACUGAUAAAGAUAUAGGAAUACAUGCGAAUGUUAGUUAUACUCUGACAGUUUCUGGUGGAAAUUCUCCUUUUAAAAUUGAUAAAAUAACUGGAGAAAUAGUGGUAAUUUCAGAACUUGACAGAGAGGCUGUGGAUAAGUACACUGUUAUUAUUACUGCUCAAGAUAACUAUGACUAUAAAAAUAAUUUUCAAAAACCUGGAUGGAAAGAAAAUACAACUACAAUCUUAAUCAAUGUAACUGAUGUUAAUGACAAUCCUCCAGUAUUUAAGUCUGAUAAAUAUUCUGAAAAUGUACAAGAAAGCAUAUCAACAGGAAUUAUCUUGACUGUUGCAACCACUGAUGAAGAUAUUGGAGAAAAUGGUAAAGUUCAGUACUCACUACAAGGAAAGGAAUCUGUGUUAUUUAAAAUGGAUCCAGGUACAGGUGUUCUGAGUAUUGCUUCAGAUUUAACAAAUAAAAUAGGAGUCAAGUGUUUCAAUGUUACUGCAAAAGACCAAGGAAAUCCACCAUUAAGUUCAACUACAUCUAUUUGUAUUAAUAUUACUGACAUUAACAACAACAAUCCAAAAUUUGAAAAGCCAAAUGAUACAAUCACUAUACCAGAGGCUGUGAUUUCUACAGAGCCCAUAAUGGAUCAUUCUUCCCACAUUGUCAUGCCAUCAUUUGUAUUCACAUUGUGCCAAUUUUGA
This is a messenger RNA of Octopus sinensis (East Asian common octopus), 3804 nucleotides long. RefSeq names its product cadherin EGF LAG seven-pass G-type receptor 2-like. The transcript is spliced from 25 exons. Lineage: Eukaryota; Metazoa; Mollusca; Cephalopoda; Octopoda; Octopodidae. Gene Ontology annotation, molecular function: cadherin binding; calcium ion binding. The record is from RefSeq and is a predicted model, not a curated record. Gene Ontology annotation, biological process: homophilic cell-cell adhesion. Bases 16 to 3804 code for a protein of 1262 amino acids. Gene Ontology annotation, cellular component: plasma membrane; catenin complex.